CUUCUUUUUCUCUUCAUUUGAAACCCUAACCUUACAGUGCUCCUGUCCGUGGCUCCGAUCGUUCAACCGUUGGUAUGGAUCACGCCAGAGUUCACCCUAAGGUUCUACAUUCUAAUGCUACAUGUCAUAAGUGGGCUCUUGGAGCUUUUGCUGAGCUUUUGGACAAUUCAUUGGAUGAGGUUUGUAAUGGAGCUACAUAUGUUAAUGUAGAUAUGCUUGAAAGUGAGAAAGAUGGCACCAGGAUGUUGCUGAUUGAAGAUGAUGGUGGUGGGAUGGAUCCUGUUAAAAUGCGUCAAUGCAUGUCGCUGGGGUAUUCCGAGAAAAGCAAAUUGGCAAAUACAAUUGGACGAUAUGGAAAUGGCUUUAAAACAAGUACCAUUAGGCUCGGGGCUGAUGUAAUUGUAUUCUCCCGUUGUCAUGGGAAAGAUGGGAAGAGCUCUACACAAAGCAUAGCCUUGCUGUCUUACACAUUUUUGAGGAGUACAUGGAAGGAUGACAUUGUAGUACCCAUGCUGGACUAUGGAAGAGAUGGACGGGAAUGGAAUAGUAUGAUACGAACUUCUCUGGAAGAUUGGAAUAAAAAUGUUGAAACAAUAGUUCAAUGGUCGCCAUUUUCCAAUGAGGCUGAUCUACUUGGUCAGUUCAACCUGAUGAAAGGUCAUGGUACACGAAUAAUCAUAUACAAUCUUUGGGAGGAUGAUCAAGGUCAGCUAGAACUUGAUUUUGAUGCAGACGCACGUGAUAUUCAAAUAAGAGGUGUAGAUCGGGAUGAGAAAAAAAGACAAAUGGCUGAACAGUUUCCCAACUCUAGACACUUCCUAACUUACCGACAUUCACUAAGGAGUUAUGCCUCAAUUUUAUACCUGAGGUUUCCACCGGGCUUCCGAAUUAUUCUUCGAGGGGAAGAUGUUUUGCAUCACGAUAUAGUGAAUGAUAUGAUGAUGUCUCAGGAGGUGAAAUACAAGCCACAAUCGGGGGCUGAUGGGAUUCCAAAGGAUUCAAAUAUGGUUGCUCUUGUUACUAUCGGAUUUGUCAAGGAUGCAAUUCAUAAUGUUGAUGUUUCAGGGUUUAAUGUUUAUCACAAGAAUCGACUUAUUAAGCCAUUCUGGAAGAUCUGGAAUCCAGCAGGAAGUGGUGGGCGUGGGUUCAUAGCUGUGUUGGAAGCCAACUUUGUUGAACCUGCUCAUGAUAAGCAAGACUUUGAGCGUACAUCAAUUUUAUCAAAACUGGAGACACGACUGAUACAACUGCAGAAGAAAUAUUGGUACUCUAACUGCCGUGAAAUUGGUUAUACUUCCAAUCCAAGUAAGAAACAAAUCAGCGGCUCUGUCAAUAAAGAGACACCUACCUGUUAUGUUCCAGAAUCAUCUCAAUCAAAAAGGAAAUAUUCUGCCACAGAUGGCAAGGGAACAGCGUUGGCAUCAGACAAACUGUGUUAUAAUUCGAAUCAGAAACGGAGACGAAAGGAACCAGAAAGAUAUAGUGCAUACAUAAAUAGUCGUUUGUCAGCCUCUCCUAAAAGUAGGAUACAAAGUUCAUCUGAACAAUCCUCAUCUUGUGAUGAUAUCAGUGAUCAAAUUAAGAAACAAGCAAAAGGUGGUAAUCAAAAGACAUCUAAUGCUAAAAAGUCAUUUGAAAAUGAGAAUGAAUGUUUUCGAGAGACUACAUCAAGUGGAAAAACCUUGCAGUCCACACGAGAAUCUAAGCUGAAGGUACAAGAUGUUAGUGAUGGCGAGCAACCACUAUCUGAUGCUGAUUUACAAACUCUGGAGAAGUUAAAAAAGGAGAAACGUGAGCUGAAGGAAAGAUUAGAGCGGAAGGAGGAAAUUUUGGGGGCAGUAUUGCGGGCUAUGCAGUGUGAUAAAGACUGGUGUAAAUCUCUUGAAACUCAGCUCGAAGCUGUAGAAAAAAAGAUUGAAGAUUUGAACAAAGAACAAGGAGCUCUUCUUCAGGUUUUGAAGAAAAAAAUUUGAGAAAGAAGCUUCAGGUUUCCCCCCAUUACUUGGUGUUGAUUCCCUUGACACGUGAAGAUUCAAAUUAUCAUCAAGCAUUGUUAAUUAAUUUUUAAUUUAAAUGGUCCAUUUACUUGAUUAGAUUAACUGUAACAAUGCUACUCAUAAAUUUGUGUUGCUUAUGC
Molecule: messenger RNA, 2137 nt
Organism: Gastrolobium bilobum
Lineage: Eukaryota; Viridiplantae; Streptophyta; Magnoliopsida; Fabales; Fabaceae
Product: protein MICRORCHIDIA 4-like
Exons: 19
Coding region: 75-1973 (632 amino acids)
Cellular component (GO): nucleus
Molecular function (GO): ATP hydrolysis activity
Source: RefSeq, a predicted model, not a curated record